Aspergillus fijiensis CBS 313.89 is the source of this 1480-nucleotide messenger RNA. RefSeq lists its product as uncharacterized. Bases 216 to 1337 code for a protein of 373 amino acids. Gene Ontology annotation, molecular function: DNA-binding transcription factor activity, RNA polymerase II-specific; RNA polymerase II cis-regulatory region sequence-specific DNA binding. Gene Ontology annotation, biological process: regulation of transcription by RNA polymerase II. The record is from RefSeq and is a predicted model, not a curated record. Lineage: Eukaryota; Fungi; Ascomycota; Eurotiomycetes; Eurotiales; Aspergillaceae. The transcript has a single exon.
CAGUGAUCACGGAAAGAACCUUCCUGUCACUAUCCUAUAUAGUCACACAAAUUCCGUCACUUCCCUGAGAUUGUCUACCCUGUCCCUUCCGGUUCCGCAUUUCCUCAACGAGAACACCGUGCAGUGGCAAUCAUAUUGUCUCCGUCCAUAAGACCAAAAGUAAAACCUCGAAUUGCAUCGCGCACCACCUUGCUGUGAAAGAGAAGCAUACAGUGAUGUCCGUCAAUCUCGAACACCCCUCCAUGCCAGGGCCCCCGUCCAAGUCCGAAAUUACCUGGACCGGCCCAAUGCCAUUUUUCUUGGACAGCACCAUCUCCUCCGAGUUCCUAACGAUGCCAUUGUUCGAUGGGAUGCAAGAAUGGUCGAUGAGCGGGAGCACUCCGGGGGCUGCAGCUGCAGCCGCAUCGGGGGGGUUCGACGGGUUCCAACAGCAGCAGCAGCAGCAGCAACAAUCACAAAAGCAGGCGCAGCCCUCACCACCGGCGCAUCAACACCACCACCACCCGCAACAAUCCUACAUGAAUGCAUUUAUCGAACCAACCCUUUUCUCCCCGGACCAGCCCAUGCCUACCCAUGUCCACCACCCCCAACCCCCGCAUCUCGCCCCGAAAGAACCCCUCAUCGACCCCGCCAUGCAACCCUUCGCCGCCAGCCCGACCUCCUCCUACCACGUCCCGAUGCACGAGAUCACUUCCCGCGGAAGCAUCAGCGACCAAUCUCAACGCAGCAGCUACGGCAGCAUCAGCAGCAUCAGCAGCAGCAGUAGCAGCAGCAGCACGACCGGGUACUAUGCGCAGCGACGGCCCAGCGAGCCGGUCUUCUCGCCGGCCCACGACGCGGUGGAGCAGCAGAAGCGCGAGCGGUUCCUCGAGCGCAACCGCGUGGCGGCCAACAAGUGCCGGCGCAAGAAGAAGGAGCACACCCGCCAGCUGGAGAGCCGGUGCAUGGAGGUGACGCAGGCCAACUCGCGGCUGGAUUCGGAGGUCAGCCAGCUGCGCAGCCAGAUCCUGGAGCUGAAGAACGAGCUCCUGCGGCACUCCGGGUGCGACGACCCGGCCAUCAAGGCCCAUCUGGCGCGGAUGGUCGCUCAUCUCUCGCAGCGCAGUGCCUCGGUCUCGGGCGCCAGCGAGUCCGAGGGGGGUGGCCCGCAGGUUAGGUCCUCGCGGUCGACGCCGCUGUCUCCAGCGCAGCCAAAGAUUUUGAAGGAGGAAGUCGAGCAGGACGCUGCGUUCGGGUUCGAUGAUAUGCUUCACUUGCCUAACGCUGGUGGCUCGAAGACCGACGAGCUGGAGGAGGAGAAGGAGGAGGAGGAAUUAAAGAUGAAGGAGAGUCCGUAAUGGUAUCCGACCAUGCAGCGACUACACUUGUACACGACUGUCUUACGAGUUCUUUUCUGGGAUCUGAGUUCGGCCUUCUGCUUUCUGCUUACUUUCUUUGUUGUAUCUAUUACGUUGGAUUGUGCAUUAUAUGUACAAUAUCG